Esox lucius (northern pike) is the source of this 3664-nucleotide messenger RNA. RefSeq names its product serine/threonine kinase 38b (gene stk38b). The transcript has 14 exons. NCBI's taxonomy places the organism in Eukaryota, Metazoa, Chordata, Actinopteri, Esociformes, Esocidae. The record is from RefSeq and is a predicted model, not a curated record. Gene Ontology annotation, biological process: peptidyl-serine phosphorylation; intracellular signal transduction. The coding region runs from base 340 to 1758 and encodes 472 amino acids. Gene Ontology annotation, molecular function: ATP binding; protein serine/threonine kinase activity.
UGCUCGGGUGGAAAACUUUGAGAUCAAUGUAAGAUCAUGGCUAUAUUCACCUCACCUGAAUCGGUACAGUAGUCCACCCGACCAAGAACACUAUUUAGCUUGUUUAGCUCGGGUGGGAAUCUGUGAGAAUGUGAGAUCAGGGCAAUAUUCACCUGAAUCGGCACAGUAGCCCACACGACCACGGCCGGGGUUGUAGAGGCCAGGGUUUUUUGGAACUCCGCGGGGAGGGGCACUUCCCUAUAAUUCGAAUGGAUACCGACCGUCAUCAGACUCAAGCGAGGGAGCGGAUCGGAAUUCAAUUUGAACGAUUGAUGCAAUAACGGAGGUAGGUAGGUAACCAUGGCGACGAGGGGUCAUUCCUCUUGUUCCUCAAUGAGUAACCACACCAAGGAGAGAGUGACCAUGGCUAAAGUUACCCUGGAGAACUUCUAUAGUAACCUGAUAACCCAGCAUGAGGAGAGAGAGAUGAGGCAACAUAAGUUGGAGAGGGUGAUGGAUGAGGAGGGACUGCCUGACGAAGAGAAGCGCUUGCGACGCUCUCAGCACGCACGUAAGGAAACUGAGUUCCUGAGGCUAAAAAGAACCAGGCUGGGAUUGGAAGACUUUGAGUCCCUCAAGGUGAUUGGUCGAGGAGCCUUUGGAGAGGUGCGUCUGGUCCAGAAAAAGGACACUGGUCACGUCUAUGCCAUGAAGAUCCUGCGUAAGGCCGACAUGCUGGAGAAGGAACAGGUGGGCCAUAUCCGGGCUGAGAGGGACAUCCUGGUGCAGGCAGACACUCUGUGGGUGGUGAAGAUGUUCUACAGCUUCCAGGACAAGAUGAACCUAUACCUACUCAUGGAGUUCCUACCCGGAGGUGAUAUGAUGACAUUGCUGAUGAAGAAGGACACCCUGUCAGAGGAGGAGACUCAGUUCUAUGUGGCUGAGACGGUCCUGGCCAUAGACUCUAUACACCAGAUGGGCUUCAUACACAGAGACAUCAAACCGGACAACGUCCUGUUGGACUCCAAGGGCCACGUGAAGCUGUCAGACUUCGGCCUGUGUACGGGGUUAAAGAAGGCCCAUCGGACAGAGUUCUACAGAAACCUCAACCACAGUGUCUCCAACGACUUCACGUCUCAGUACAUGAACUCCAAGAGGAAAGCAGAGACUUGGAAAAGGAACAGACGACAGCUGGCGUUCUCCACUGUGGGAACUCCCGACUACAUCGCUCCAGAAGUAUUCAUGCAGACUGGAUACAACAAGCUCUGUGAUUGGUGGAGCCUGGGGGUCAUCAUGUACGAGAUGCUGAUUGGCUAUCCCCCAUUUUGUUCAGAGACACCCCAGGAGACCUAUAAGAAGGUGAUGAACUGGAAAGAGACUCUAGUGUUCCCUCCAGAAGUACCUAUUUCAGAGAGGGCCAAGGACCUCAUCCUCAGGUUCUGUUGCGAGGGAGACCAUCGGAUUGGGGCGUCAGGAGUGGAGGAGAUCAAAAGAAAUCCUUUCUUUGAGGGGGUCGAUUAUGACCACAUCAGGGAGAGACCUGCGGCGAUCCCCAUUGAGAUCAAAAGCAUCGAUGACACAUCCAACUUUGACGAGUUCCCUGAGUCCGACAUCCUGUCGCCUACAGCGGCUGCACCCACCAAGUCCCCAUCAGCCACAGCAGGGGAGGCUGACUAUAAGAAUAAGGACUGGGUGUUCAUCAACUACACCUACAAGCGCUUCGAGGGCCUGACGGCCAGAGGAGCCAUUCCUUCCUACAUGAAGGGAAGCAAGAGAUGAGAGCUGAUCCUGUGGCCUACACCGCACUGUAACCAAAACCGCCCUUCUUCUUUCACUGUGACAAGUCAUGUUGGUAUGAAUUCUCUCUGUAAAAUUUGGUCCUUCUGUUUACAGUGUGUAACCAAAAACGAAAUUGAAAUAUGCUUUCUCUCCGUGUAGGAAGCACGUAGACCUCAUCUUAUAAACUGGGAUAUCAGUUUGAUUGAAUAGGACCCAUUGUCUCAGAGCUGAAACCUGCCCAUAACUUUCCUAUCAAGCUGUGCAGCCAUAUAACAGCCCUCUUUGUGAACUGCCAGAACCGUAUCUUAACUCUCUCCUUAACCAGUCACACUGUCCAUGAGGAAACUUCUCUUCUCUGAAACCUGGCAUGUUCCCAGAGGUCUUCACUUCCCCUGUGAUGUCAUCAGAGCAUGGCUGGUCUUCGAAGGGAGGAGUCCGAAAAUUGCUAUUUUUAUAGGUUCUAUGUCGGGGAUUUUAGUGAAGUCAUCAACUGAAAUAAGUUAAACAAAGGCUGGAAAAUUCCAUUAGAGUUUAUGUAAUCAUAGAGAGCAAGAACCACAUCUCCGUCACUGUAUUUGUUGGAUUUCUUUUGGGAUUUCACUUUUAAUGUUCCCAAUAGUCAUUUUUAAAUUUAAUUUAUUGUUUUUAUAGUAUACAUUUAAGAAAAAAAAGAAAUGAAAUGCUGUUGGUUGAAAAUAGUACUAGUCUUCAGGGAUAUACUGUAACUAAUGCUGUUUGUGUGUGUGUGUGUGUUGGGGUGUCUGAGUGACAUGGCCUUGAGACAAGUUAAUAUGAUGUCAAUUUCUGUGCCUUACCCAAAGAACUACAAGAGCUGUACCUUAGUUAGAAAUCUGAAUUCCUCCCAGUUUUUUCUUCAUGUAAAGUGUUUUCAUCCAUGUUGAAAACCCGUUGAGUUUUUCUCCCUUGACAUGUCUUCUUUUAGAUGCAUACACAGCUGGUCUUUCUAAAGUUGGUAUUUAAGGAAAGACUUCUCCAGCUUCAUUCUUACUUUUUUUCUUCUGUAUUUUUUUAACUCACAAAGGAACCAAUGUUUCAUGCAUAACACUUUAAAAUGUCCCGAAACCACUAGAGGUUAUCUAGAGUUUGGACAUUCACAUCUAAAUUAUAGCACUUUCAAAAAAAUAAAUCUGUGUAUGUAAAAAAGGAUAAAAACAUCUUGGUGUCACUUUACCUGAGUGACUAUAGGAUACUUUUUGCUAGAUGAAAAACUAGCUCUUAGCAAUACAUGCAGCUACAGAACACCAUUAUUUCUCACUUUUAGAAUAUUCCGGAGGUCAAAGUGGAAAGGGCUGUGUAACUGACUUAAAUGUCAUUACCAAGUUAUUUCCCAUAGACUGUAGUUACCCAGUAAUUGUGCCAGUGGGAAGGUGUUGCUAAAUGAAAUUGUAUUGUCCGGAUAGACGACUGAAUGAUGUAAACGUGUAGUUUUCCUGUCAUUCUGAUUUUAAUUUGAGUGGUUCAAGGUGUUUAUCUGUAUCGCUGGAGAAUUGAGACCUGGGCUUGCUGCUUUAAAUGAUACUCCAAUAGUUGUGCUGUUAAAAAUGGUACACAUGCCACGUGGGCGGUACAAUCUUUUCCACUAUGUCUGCUGAUUUUUUUUAUGUAUCUUAUAUUUUUUAUCAAUGCUGUACCUUUUGAACAAGGACAAAUGUCCUUAUGCCUUCGCAAAUGACUACAUGUAAAAGGCGCAAUCAUUUCUCUUUGCUGGAUGACACGUGUAUACUGUGUAGAUGUGUUUGCGUGUCUGUGUGCGUGAGUACAUGUAUCGUAUUCAAUUAUUUUGUAUCAGGUUCACUUACAUUUCUCAGUAAAACACAUGAGAAAAAAUGCUUUAUAUGAGGACAAAAUUAGUUCAUCAACCAAUAAAGUUUUUUACAAUUCUGUG